AUGGCGGACGUCCCACUUUACGUCGUCUCCGACUACGCCGCGUCCGAGAGGCGCAUCACCCCAUCAUGGUCCAUCUGGCAACUCAAGACCAAACUCGAACAUAUUACCGGCAUUCCUCCUUCGUCUCAGAAGAUAUCCCUCAAAACAUCCUCGGGCGAAAAGAUCCCGAUUGAGGCGGCGGACGAAGAGUCCGUUUACUUGCAGCAGUAUCCGCUCGCCCCCUAUGCUGAGUUACUAGUUGCCGACACGCGGCCGGUUUCGGCGAGGCCAAACUUCGCCGCCGCAGCCGACGUAGAAAAGUAUGUGCUACCGGAAGAGGAGUACGAGAAGAAGAGCGACUCCGUUCUCGCAUGGAAAAAGGCCGAGAAACUCGGACGCUUUGACCCCAACGCGCCGACCCACGAGCAAGCCAAGAUCGACGCCAUCGCCGAAGAGAUUAAGUCACGGGGUAUCGCGGCCGGGAAGCGAUGCAAGAUUGGCGAGGACGACUCCAGACGCGGAGAGAUCAUGUACGUCGGCGACGUGAAGGAAAUCCCGGGCACGGGUGCCUGGGUUGGUGUUCAGCUUGAUGAGCCGGUGGGUAAGAACGAUGGGAGCAUCGGGGGUACGCGGUACUGGGGUGAGGAGUCGGAGCUCAAGCGAGGCUUGUUUGUUCGGCCGGAGCGGGUAGAGGUGGGAGAUUUUCCGGCACUCAAUGACCUUGAAGAUUUGGAGGAGAUUUGA
Molecule: messenger RNA, 723 nt
Organism: Dichotomopilus funicola
Lineage: Eukaryota; Fungi; Ascomycota; Sordariomycetes; Sordariales; Chaetomiaceae
Product: CAP Gly-rich domain-containing protein
Exons: 2
Coding region: 1-723 (240 amino acids)
Biological process (GO): tubulin complex assembly; post-chaperonin tubulin folding pathway; cytoplasmic microtubule organization
Cellular component (GO): nucleus; cytoplasm; microtubule plus-end
Molecular function (GO): microtubule plus-end binding; alpha-tubulin binding
Source: RefSeq, a predicted model, not a curated record